Messenger RNA from Salvelinus namaycush (lake trout), 1122 nucleotides. RefSeq names its product zona pellucida-like domain-containing protein 1. Bases 1 to 1122 code for a protein of 373 amino acids. The record is from RefSeq and is a predicted model, not a curated record. Gene Ontology annotation, cellular component: cell surface. Lineage: Eukaryota; Metazoa; Chordata; Actinopteri; Salmoniformes; Salmonidae. The transcript is spliced from 8 exons.
AUGCUCUCCCUGUGCUGUGUCUCUGCUGUGAUGGCUAUUUUCCUCCAGCCUGCCUUCUCCAUUACCUACAACUGUUCUGCUCUGUACAAGAGGGUCCCAGACAACAACGACUUGACGGUGGACUGCGGGGCCACUAUGAUCAACCUGAAGGUGAACCUGUGUACGGCUCAGUGGGCAGGCUUCGACCCCGCCGGUCUGGCUCUGAAUGGAGAGCACAACAAGAGCCAGUGCCAGGGCUUGGUUGACACCAGCGUGGAUCCGCCUGUCAUCCGCUACCAGCUGCCUGUCAAUCACAGCCAGGCGAACCCCUGUCGACAGUCAAUGCAGAUCUUGGACGAGGCCCCCGAUGCCUUUGGUCCUUUCAACUUUUUCUCCAGCAUCCAGUCGGUCAUCAUCACAGGCUACCUCAACACCCCCAAGUCCUCUGUGGGGAUCAUUAGUUACGCCACUGACCUCUACUAUCACUUCUCCUGUCGCUACCCACUGGAGUAUCUUCUGAACAACACACAGAUUGUAGCGUCGUCAGUCUCAGUGGCCACCAGUGACAACAAUGGCACGUUCAUCAACACGUUGGGUAUGAGUGUUUUUAACGGCACUGAUUAUGGUUACCCAUUGGUGGUUCCACCGACAGGACUUGAAUUGCGUUCCAAGGUUUAUGUGGAGGUCAAGGCCACCAACCUCACUGGGAAAUGCACUGUUGAUUCACGCUCGUCAGUCACACAGAAUGGGAUUUCCAAGAAUUCCCGAUUCUCCUUUGAGGCAUUUCGCUUUGUGACACACAAUAACCUGGAAAAGUCCAGUAUCUUCCUGCACUGCAUCCUUCGACUGUGUGAGCCCAGCAAGUGUCAGAAACUGGUUGAUGCUUGCAAUAGCAGGAGAAAGAGAUCACUGGAGCCUUUCGGAUCCGAGUCAGCGGAAUCAGCCACUGUUUCUGUGGGACCACUCUAUACUAGCAGAGAUGGCAGCGGAGGGGUACAGUCAGGAGGUGACAGGGUUAACAUCCCAGGGCUGGUGGUAGGGAUCCUCUUUGGCACUGCAGCCAUAGCCCUGGUUGUCCUAGGCAGCUGGUUUGUCCUCAAGAAGUUCUACUGGGCUGGCGGUCUGUCCCACUCCUUUGACUGA